AUGCACCGCGAAGAACAAGAGUAUGAGUAUCUCUACAAAAUUGUACUAAUUGGAGACAGUGGUGUUGGCAAAACCAAUCUCUUAGAACGUUUAGCCCAUAAUCGCUUCAACAGCGGGACCAAGUCCACUAUUGGGGUUGAAUUUGACACUAAGUGUUUUGUUGUGGACGGCAAGCGCAUUAAAGCCCAAAUCUGGGACACUGCCGGCCAAGAAAGAUACAGAGCUAUUACAUCAGCUUACUACCGAGGCGCCGCCGGUGCCAUUAUCGUCUAUGAUAUCACGCGCAAAGACACCUUCAAAAACGCCACCACCCAAUGGAUCAAGCAACUCAAAGACAAUGCCGAAAGCAGCAUUACUAUUUCUCUAGUUGGCAACAAAACCGAUCUAGUUGGCAAACGCGAAGUAUCUCUCCAAGAGGCCCGAGAAGCCGCCCAGGUAGGAUCUUUCCAAAUCACCGAAACUUCAGCCCUUUCCGACACCAAUGUCAAGGAAGCUUUCCAAAGUCUAGUCGAGCAAAUCUACCACCAAAAAGCAACCGAAACUUCAGCCAAUCGCAACAAUAUUUCAUCUAAGCCCCUCCUAAACCUAGAUGAUGAUAUUUCCGUUAAAACCAACUUUUGGUGUUGUUAA
Molecule: messenger RNA, 630 nt
Organism: Nematocida homosporus
Lineage: Eukaryota; Fungi; Microsporidia
Product: Ras-related protein Rab-11A
Exons: 1
Coding region: 1-630 (209 amino acids)
Cellular component (GO): endosome
Molecular function (GO): GTP binding; GTPase activity
Source: RefSeq, a predicted model, not a curated record